AUCACGCGGUGAUUCACCUCGAAAUACUAUUUCGUAUAUAUUAAAUAAUAUAGUUGAUAACUCAAAUUUACUUACACCAAGAACAUACUCUGUCGACUCUGAGUUAACUUGCUUAACAUCAAGUGAAAUGUUACCUGAUUCAUACUUUUCAAAACAUUCACAUUCCCAAUCACAAGAGGAUAUAGAUUUGAGUCAAUCUGUUGAGACUAUGAAUAGUAGUCUAUCUAAGCAUCAACUUUUUGCUUUCCCUAAAGAAAUCUUUGGAGACUGUGAAAAAAUUGUAUACUGGUUUAGAAAUACGCUCACAACACUGAGUAAUUAUGCUGCUCCACUCAAUACACAUAUAUUUCCUGAGAAAUGUGUUUAUUUUGAACAAAUUCUAUUCGGAGAUACAAAUAUAACUUCCAGUCAAUCAUUAGGUGAAGACAGAAGUGUAAAACAAGAUAUGCUUAAAGAAUCUUUAAUACCAUCAUUGGCUGAUAUUCAAAUGUUCACACCAACUGCAGUGAAUCAAUUAAAACAAAAUAUCACUGAUAUACAAGAAAUUUGUUCAUUCAAUAAAACGCUGACUAUGAAAGAGACAACAAGUGAUUCAAGCUCUCAUAAAACUAAUGAAAUGUCAAAAAAUUCUUUAAAGUUAUUAAAAUCUAAAAUUUUCGAUAGUUUUGAUAUCAAGAAGGCAAUGUCAGUGAAGCGUACAUCAUUUACUGAUAUCAAUGGAUUCAAUUAUAUGGAUUAUCCUAUUUUUAAGGAACAUUUUGAUAAACUUACAAUUUUAUCAAAAAUUAGAAAUGGAAAUAGUCUAAAUACGUUCUGUAAUAUUGGUGAAAAUUUAAUCGAUUGGAAUAGUCAAACUUCUCCAAUAUCAACAAUAACACUAACAACUAAACAACAGGUUGAAGGUGCUACUAAGCCGAAAGAAAAUGAACAUUCUUCAUCAACAGAAGCACCAGGGAAAGAAAGAAUUAUCAAUAAACAAUUAAUAGAUUUAUGUGACUCAAUAAAUGUGAGUGAUUUACGUUAUGUUGAUGCAAUUGCCAGUUCAUGUCAAUCAUCCAAGUAUCAGUUGUCAUUCAAUGAUCAGAAAGUCAUGUCAUCAGGAGUUAAGAGAAAAGUGAAAGACACUCCAUCAUCUUUAGAUUCAGUAAAUAAGCCUAAAUUUAACAAAACAUCUCGUAGUUCAUCUCUUGUAAAAGCUGAGCAAAAGAUUCGUAAACCUGUUAGACAGCUGAAUAGAAUAACGAAUCCCCCACCAAAUCAGUCCUAUACUCAACCAAGGAGAAAUAAGCUUGGCUAUGAAAAUUCAACAACUGCAGCUAGUGUUCUACAUAAUAAAGUAAGACAUUUGUCGUCUAACAGAUCGACGUAUUCAUCUCGUCCAAAGGGAUUACCACCUUCUAAUAUGACCAAUGGGAUGAGAAAGCCUUCAGUAAAGAAAAAUGUAUUCGAUGAAAAACACGAUUCUAAAAAUCAAUAUGGUCCCAUCUACUUUUCUUAUUUUAUGAAUGAUCUUCGCCUUAAUGGUAGUGAAGAUCAUAAUAAGAAAGAAGAUAGCUCAUCGAAUGUGUUAGAAGAUUCCAAGAAAACAGUGAAGAAAGUCUCUGAAAUUGUAUCACUGAAUGAACAAAAUAAAGUAUUUCAUGAAACUAUCAAACCUGCCAACUUAGAUCCAGUUACUAACAAUUCUAAAUCAAUGAAUUUAAUAUCAGCUAGUGAUCUUGUCUCUAUAUCAACCAAGGAAACAUUAGAUAAACAAGACAAAGCGACAGAUAUAGGGAAAUAUGUACCAUCUCUCAAGGAGUUAUCCGAUAUGAACCGACCAUUUCGGAGAACAAACACUUCACCUAAUUUGAGAUGCAAGAUUAAAUAUCCACACGGAAAAAUAAUUGAAACACGUAAUGAAUGUAGUAAAGAGGUAUUAGAAGAUGAUUUAAAAGAGCAGACAGAGAACUGGAUUUCAAGUAUUAAAAAUGAGACGACUUAUGAUAAAAGGACAAAUGUUGGUCCUAGGCCUUUCUCCCCCCUUGUUUCACCGACUGUUACUAGGUCUGAUCAUUACAGUCAAAGGAAGUCUGAAGAUAAACAGGAGAUUAGAGAGGAAUCGUAUCAUUAAAGAAAACAGAAUUCUGGUGUUGUGGUAUUUGGCGUCGAAGUAAAAGCCAAAUACCGUGAAAGUAAGGAUUAUUUUGUGCAUCGUAAUAUUGAACAAUGCAAAUUCCACAAGCUGAUUGGCUUAUUAAUCCUACUCAUGACAAUCCAAAUUUGUUUCUCUAGGUGAAAAGAAGCGGGAAAAGUAGACGAGAAGAGAAAACACUGUCAAAAUAUUAGAAACAAAAAGCCCUAUGAGCUAAUUUAG
This is a messenger RNA of Trichobilharzia regenti, 2356 nucleotides long. NCBI's taxonomy places the organism in Eukaryota, Metazoa, Platyhelminthes, Trematoda, Strigeidida, Schistosomatidae. The record is from the annotation of a GenBank genome assembly.